This is a messenger RNA of Drosophila biarmipes, 1727 nucleotides long. RefSeq names its product organic cation transporter protein-like. Lineage: Eukaryota; Metazoa; Arthropoda; Insecta; Diptera; Drosophilidae. The record is from RefSeq and is a predicted model, not a curated record. The coding region runs from base 29 to 1654 and encodes 541 amino acids. Gene Ontology annotation, molecular function: transmembrane transporter activity. Gene Ontology annotation, biological process: transmembrane transport. The transcript is spliced from 6 exons.
CGCGAUCGCCUCGGCUUCGUGUGGCAAAAUGGAUCUCCAGAGUGUCCUAGAGAAAUGUGGCAACUUCGGGCCCUACCAAGUCCUGCUGCUCGUACUCUAUGGGUACUCGAAUAUUUUGUCAUCGCUGCACUAUUUUUCGCAGUCUAUUAUUAGCUUCACGCCGUCGCACAGAUGCUCUCCACCAAUCGAGGACCUCCCGCGUAAUUCCACAUAUACCACUUCCCUGCUGACCUGCAGUGUUAUGCAAUACGAUGAAGAUCUGUCCUCCUUUCGGGACUACAAGUGCUCCUCUUGGGACUUCGAAAAAGAAAGCAACUACGAGAGCGUAACCACAGAGCUCGAGUGGGUCUGCGACGACGCCUACAAACUGGCAGUGGGCCAGUCAUUUUUCUUCAUUGGAUCGGCCCUGGGCACUAUAUUCUUCGGUUAUUUGGCUGAUCGCAUAGGACGACUGCCUGCCUGCGUCAUAUCGACUUUGACAGGAGCCGCUGGAGACUUCUUCACCGCUUUUGUAGGAAGUCUGCCCUGGUUUUGCUUCACACGCUUUAUUUCCGGUCUUUCAAUGGACACCCAGUAUGUCCUGAUGUACAUUUUAGUUUUCGAGUACCUGAGCCCCCAACACCGCACCUUCGGGCUCAACAUAAUCCUAGGAAUCUUCUAUUGCAUUGGUCUGGUGAUUUCCCCCUGGAUGGCCAUUUGGUUGGGCAACUGGCGGAGUUACCUAUGGGUGGCUUCCCUUCCAGCCCUCGGAACGCUGCUCUUUCCAGUGUUCGUUCAUGAGAGCGCCGAGUGGCUGUUGACCAAGGGGAAGUUCGAAAGGGCAGUUAAGAAUCUAAAAAGCGUCGCCAAGUUCAAUGGACGCCAAGUGGAGGAAUCUGUUUUCGAGGAGUUCAUCAAACACUAUCGAGAGAAACUACAGAAUUCGCAGAAUACAUCUUCAGAUACGUUUAUGGGCAUGUUAAGGACACCGAGGCUGAGAAAGUUCACCAUUAUUCUGUUGAUUAAAUCAAUGAUCGUUGCAAUGGCUUUCGACAUUCUCAGUCGUAACGUGGAAGGCGUGGGCAUAUCGCCCUUUAAGCUCUUCUCCUACUCGGGACUCUGCUACCUGCCCGCUGGUCUCACCAUAAUCCUGUUCCAGAACAAAAUCGGACGAAAGGGCAUGGCCUGUGCCUCGCUUUUUGUGGGUGCCAUAAUCACGGCGACCACCGGUUAUUUAAUAGCCACCCUCGAUCCGGCGGACUACUCCAUUCUCCUGGGAUUCAUGGUAUGCCUGGGGAGGUACGGAGGGGUGGUGGCCUACGAUUCGGAGACCCAGUACGCCGCGGAGAUUAUUCCGACCAGUGUAAGGGGAAGGGGUGUGGCCAACAUCCAUGUGGUGGGCAACGGCUUCGCCUUCUUCAGCUCCUACGUGAUCUACCUGGGAACUUUCUACAGGCCGUUGCCGUCUCUUCUGAUCAGCUUUGUUAUGCUGGUCGGCAGUUGUUUGUGCCUAACUCUUCCGGAAACACUGAACAAAGAACUCCCACAGACUCUCGAGGAGGGCGAGGUAUUUGCCAAGGGCGAGAAAUGGUACUUCUUUCCCUGCUUUUCGCGCAGAAAACGUACAAAUAAGUCUGCACCUCAUUUGGAGUCAGCUAGCGACAUUUCAAAGUAGUUAUAAUAAAAGUGUUAGAUGUUUUAUAAGGCAGAUGACUUGUCAUACAAAAAUAACAAAUAAUAUCAAAACA